This is a messenger RNA of Periconia digitata, 2548 nucleotides long. The record is from the annotation of a GenBank genome assembly. Lineage: Eukaryota; Fungi; Ascomycota; Dothideomycetes; Pleosporales; Periconiaceae.
AUGCUGACCCCCACUAAACUCCGCUCAUUGUCGUACGCAGUCGUGUCACCAAUAGAAAAGGGUGUCUGUUUGCGGAGUGCGGGUUUAUUUCACCACCAUGAAACCAACGCCUUUGCGAGCCUUGCGACACGCACUGGAGAGCGCCUGCACUUCGGUGUCGGUCCACUGCACGCUAAGGUUGUCCCAGUUCUUUGUCGCAAACUCGCGCCGGUGCGUCUGCUGCAUGGUUUGCAGGCGUCGGAUCUCCCGAGGGUCGCCUGUACCACUGUACACGAUGAAGGCGGUGCAAGGUGGCAAAGCGUCAUAGAUCUUGACUAUGCGUUCGACCGUUUGGGAAACCACAUGGCCAAGUGCUGCACCAGUGACCUCCACAUCGGCCUGCUUUUGCUCUGUCUCUGAUGCAGUUGCUGCUCCCUCUUCUUGAUUUCCUGCAGAUGACAAGCCUAAUCGCGCCAGCGCUGCCUGACGCAUGACUUCGACGUCUUCGGAUGUCCGCCCAUCGUCCCACCAACCCCUCGCCAACUCCAGUUCCCGAAGGCGCCCCCACACAAAGUCAAUAUGUUCAGAGGUACCUUCUUUGCCCUGGGCUUGUCCUGAUAGGGCAUGCUCAAUGCCUUGAACUAUGUCGGAAUCGCUCUGGCAUCCAAUUGACACUUGUGCAUGGGCGCCAUGUCCGCGGUUGGGAUCACCCCAAUCGACUACUGCACCUGCGCGUGUGCCACCACUUGAUUGCGGUCGAUUCGAUCGUCCAAUCCUCUUGAAAAUAGAUUCAGCGUUCGUCUCGUUGGUGCCCCACGCAGGACCACGUUCGCAUUUCUGCUUGACUAGGUUCAAAGCCGUGCGAGCAUCUUCGAUACUGUCGUGGCCGCUGGUUCCCUUCUGAAUGUCUUUCUGUAAGAACUUUUGAGCGAGCCAUUUCAGUGAUUGCUUAUAGGGUGGUCCUCGAGCGUGUGGAAAGAGGAUUCCGGUAUCAAUCACAAACGGCUCUUGUUGAAUGUCUCGGAGGGUGGUGGUGACGUCUUCAAGCAUGGCUGCUGUAAUGCCGGAAUACUGGGUAAGGUAGUCUUUGAUGGGAGCAUCAGGCUUGACCAACUUAUCCAUGACCACGGUAUCAUCCCAAUCUAGAAUACUGAUGCGGGUCAACACAAAUUCGUCGUCUUCGGAUUUGCACAUCUCGCAAUCUACGGCUAGAACACGUCUGCCUGCAGUAAUACUGCCAGCCUCUGUUUCAUCAGAAGGUACUUCGCCAUCGUCGAGGGAUGUUACAUUGGUGUCGACCCAACCAUGCUCCGAGGUCUGACGAGCAGUCUCACGGUCUUUGUACGCGCUUGCCUUGGCUUCUGGACUCGAGAACCAAGCAGGAUGAAUGACAUAUUCGUUUUCCUGCUGCUCUGGAAAGCUGGCAAUGUAUUCUGUGAUUGGUGUACGCUUGUUCUCCCAGUGUUGUGCGUUUUGUGGGAGAGGACCUUUAUGAUUGCCGCUCUUUUUGAGCUGUUUCUCUUCCUUGCUCUUUGGGAUUUGCGACGUCAACAUUGUGUGUAUUGGUGAAUGAACUCUGAAAUAUUGGUCCCCACGAUAAUCGGCUGGAGCCCUGAUAGGCCAUACAUCAGGGAAGAUCUCAGAUAAGGGCCGUAAUGCAGCAGGCAUCUUUUCAGUCUUCAGCUUGAUAGGGUAAUAAUCAUCUGGAUCUACCGUCAAGCGUUUGGGCUUUUCGUUUUCGUCUCCGGCAGUGCUUUUGGGCUCGUCACCAACUGAGUCGUUGGCGUCAAUGGGUAUCUUUCCGGAGAACAUGUCCAGCUCAAGGCCAGGUACCAUGAGCAUUACCACACGACGAAUGCUUCCCUUGUUCCGUAUAGCUACCCACUGAGGAGCAACGCCUUCGGCGAGCACGUACAACGCCAAAACCUGCAAGUCCGUGAUCUUGAUAAAAUUUUGUAUACGAGCUUGAGGCGAAUGCUCAAUCGCAGGGUAAUUCCGUUCAAGCUUGCGCUCUUUACGACGUGCCUCUCUCUCGCUUUGGCGACUUGUUUUUGAUGUAUUUGGGUCAGAGGGUGCAUCCGUCUCCGCAUCCUUUUCACCACUGCUAAAGGGAUUACUCGAGCGCGCAGAUUCUUUGGAGUCGGUUUUCGAAGCGAAUGGGUUCUCGAAAGCAGCAGAUGCGUUGGGAGCUGCCUCAACUGGCUCUACGUCGGAGGAAUCAGCGCGACGAGAUCUCGGCGGUGAAUUUCUACGGCGCGUAUCUUUGCUCCGCCUGUGAUGAUGAUUUUGGUGAUCAUUGUGAUUCCGUCUCCUCUUCGGGCCAACGACAGUCCAGCCCUCAGUAUCAUGGUCGGCUGCUUUGGUCGAUUCGGCGUUUGCGCCCUCGGGGUUCUUUAGAUGCGCAAGAGUCGCGCCUAAGCCGAAGUCGGCAGGCUCGUUUUCCACGAUGUCUCUCUUCCUUUUAGCCAUUGUCAGUAUGUUGUCUUGUUGUGGGGGACGAGGCUGUGAGUCGCGCGGUCACAAUUGUUUGCGUAGGCGUGAAGCUUGUACCCAGAAAAUCUCGCUUAUA